AUGUCGUCGGAAAAGGAGCUCGGCAAGGUCGCUCUUGACUCCUGGGAAACCAAUGCGAGCUUCUGGGACGAUUCGAUUGGAAAAGAUGGCAAUAUCUACUGGCAGAAGCUGCAAGAACCAUCCCUUCGCCGGUUGUUAGGCGAUCAUCUUAAACAACAGCCCGGGCAGGAGCAAUGCCGUGCACUUGACCUCGCGACAGGAAACGGAAUUUGUGCUCGAUGGUUGGCCAAGCAUGGUGCUAAGGUGACGGCGACUGACGGAAGCGAGAACAUGCUCAAGAUAGCCAGGGAUCAGACUGAAAAAGAAACUGCGAAUGUCGUGUUCAGCAAGUUGAAUGUCACUCAGAAAGAGGACUUUGACGCCUUGAUAGCUGCCGUUGACGAGGACAAGUUCGACAUUAUCCUCAUGAACAUGGCCAUCAUGGACGUUUCCACGCUUGAGCCACUGGUCCAGGCACUUCCACAACUCUUGAAGCCCAAUGGAGUCUUCGUUGCAACCGUUCUUCACCCCGUUUUCAUUACCUCCGGAGCAUCCCGCAAUGUCGAUCUCCGGUACGUCGGGGGUGGCCUCGAAGUUGUCAGAACCAGGGUCGUCAAAGACUACCUCCACAUUCCACCUUAUAAGGGGAUUGCCAUUCCUGGACAACCGGCGCGACAGGUCUAUUUUCACCGUCCAAUGGAUGAGCUCUUCACCACCUUCUUCCGAGCCGGGCUUGUCAUGGAUGCCAUGGAAGAGCCGGCGUUCUCGGCAGAGGACGAGGAUAAGGACAGGGUCGAGUCAAGCCGGAACUACACGCAACUACCCGCGAUUGUCAGCUUUCGGAUGCGGUUGCCGUCCAAGUAA
Messenger RNA from Sordaria macrospora k-hell, 843 nucleotides. RefSeq lists its product as uncharacterized. Gene Ontology annotation, molecular function: S-adenosylmethionine-dependent methyltransferase activity. NCBI's taxonomy places the organism in Eukaryota, Fungi, Ascomycota, Sordariomycetes, Sordariales, Sordariaceae. The record is from RefSeq and is a predicted model, not a curated record.